GGAACAGGUGUCCUGGGCACGUCAAGAUGCAGCCAGGCCUCUGGCUGGUCCUCGCCUGGCAGGUUGCAGCUCUCUCUGCCCUCCAUCAACCCCCUAAGUCCAUGAUGGUCCUGACCAACCAAAUGGUGAAACUGUCCUGUGAGAUGAAAAUCUACACCAAGAGUACGCCCAUCUACUGGCUAAGGCAGCUCCAGGGCCCCACCAAGGACAGCCACUUCGAGUUCCUGGUCUCCUGGAAUCCCACGAAAGGGAUUGUGUAUGGUGAAGGGAUGACAGCAGAAAAGCUAACUGUGUCUUCGGAUACAGCCCAACCCAUUCUCAAUCUGACGAGUGUGAAGCCUGAGGACAGUGGCAUCUACUUCUGCAUGAUAGUUGGGAGUCCUGAGCUUAUCUUCGGGAAGGGGAUCAAGCUGAUCGUGGCUGAUGUCCUUCCCACCACUGCCCAACCCACCAAGAAGACCAUCCUCAAGAAGAAACCAUGUCGGGUCUCCAACCCAAUGGCCCAGAAAAGCCCAGCCUGUGGCCUUGUUACCCUCAGCCUACUGGUGGCUGGCAUCCUGGUUCUGCUGGUGUCUCUGAGUGUGACCAUCCACCUGCACUGCCUUCAGAGGAAAGCCCGAAUUCGCUUCAUGAAACAGUAA
Nannospalax galili (Upper Galilee mountains blind mole rat) is the source of this 641-nucleotide messenger RNA. It is a transcript of the gene Cd8b, whose product is annotated as CD8b molecule. The transcript has 5 exons. Gene Ontology annotation, biological process: regulation of immune response. The record is from RefSeq and is a predicted model, not a curated record. Lineage: Eukaryota; Metazoa; Chordata; Mammalia; Rodentia; Spalacidae. Bases 27 to 641 code for a protein of 204 amino acids. Gene Ontology annotation, cellular component: cell surface. Gene Ontology annotation, molecular function: coreceptor activity; MHC class I protein binding.